Molecule: messenger RNA, 417 nt
Organism: Cylicocyclus nassatus
Lineage: Eukaryota; Metazoa; Nematoda; Chromadorea; Rhabditida; Strongylidae
Source: the annotation of a GenBank genome assembly
AUGGAUGUCGCGCUGAUUGUUGUGAUAGCGUUCUGCCUAUUACUAUUACCAACAACGAUAUUCCUCAUCUGUCGGCUACAUCUGAAGAUGAAAAGGAAAACGCAUAAAAAAGCUUCUCGAGUUUCCGUCGUAUCUAUCGCUCCGGUUCCAAAGAAGAAGCCCUCUCUUACCCUUCCUCCAAUAAGACAUGUUCCACCUCAGCAUCGCCCUACAACUGAACUGGCAACGGUUGAGGUGCCAGAUCCUGACAGUUCUGGUCUUCCCGUUCCUCCUUUAUCCAGCCAACGUCGCCUUUCUGCAUGCUACUUGACAGAAUUGAAACUCAUGGAUAUCGGCCCUCCGCCUCGAGAUCUAGAAGCUGAAGAAGAAGCGAAAGAAAGGGAACGAAAAAAGAGAUUAUCUCUUGAUACAGCAUGA